This is a messenger RNA of Epithele typhae, 1209 nucleotides long. Its product is annotated as PEBP-like protein. The transcript has 6 exons. The record is from RefSeq and is a predicted model, not a curated record. The coding region runs from base 1 to 1209 and encodes 402 amino acids. Lineage: Eukaryota; Fungi; Basidiomycota; Agaricomycetes; Polyporales; Epitheliaceae.
AUGCUCGUUCUCCGCCGCCUACCCCGCUAUGUGCCCCGCCUGGCGACCGUCCGCGCAUACGCAACCCCGGAGGCCGCUGUUGCUGCUGCGUCCGCACCUGGCCCGGUGCCAGCAGACACGUCCGCGGACGGCUCACCAGCGACGAAGGGCCGCACAAUGCGUCCACGGCCGAGCCUAGAGAACCCGCGCGAGUGGUGCCGACCGAUCGCGGAGGGCGUCGAACCCGCGUACGACCUCGCGCUGCAGUACAUUCUGGACGACGCCGCGGCGCUGGCGAAGGAGCUCGCGGAGGUGCGGAAGGUGCUGGCGGCGGAGGAGGGGAAGAAGGAGGGCGAACGCGACGCGGACGUGCUGGCUGCGUUGAGGGAGAAGGUUGGGAUCCUGGAGGUGCAGAGCGAGAUCAACCUGCCGGAGGUGCGGUGGAAGGCGAGGAGCGGGAUGGCGGACUUGACGAAGCCCGUAUUCAGGAGGCUCGUUGAGCAGAGGUGGAGAGAGGAGGGCGAUCUGGACUUGCUGAUGGAGCGACUGCACCAGAUGAAAGUUGUCCCGGAUAUGCUUCCAGAGCUUCACCCAUCCUUCGACCUUCGUCUUCACGCACUUCAAGUGCCUUCCUCUACGGGCAAGCGUAUGCGUGCACCCGUCGAACCUAGGAUGUCGGUCAUUGAGCCCGGAGUGUUCCUCCGCCCCCAAGACACUUUGGAGCCCCCAGAGCUAUCCAUGACCAUCUACCAUUCCGAUACACGUUUGUACACGCUCAUGAUGGUCGACCUGGACGUGCCCGACCCGGAGAGCGCGUCAUUCACGAGUUACUUGCAUUGGUUCCAGCCCAACAUCCCGCUCUCUCUGGCAACCAAGACCCCUCCCGUGCCGCUGAACGCGCACACACCCUACGUCCCGCCGCACCCGCAGAAGGGCACGCCCUACCACCGUUACGUCGUCCUCAUGCUCCCGCAGCGCUCGGCGACGGCGCCGCUCGACAUCCCCGUGUUCACCGAGGAACAGCGGCAAGGGUUCGACUACCGCGCGUUUGCGGAGGAGCACGGGUUCGACGGUGCGCUUGGAGGCGGGGCGCACAUGUGGCGCGCGGAGUGGAACGAGACGGUGUCGGACAUCUACGCGAACGUGCUCAAGAAGUCCGAGUCACGGUACGGGCGCAUGCCGAGGCCGGAUCCCUAUGCGGAGCUCAAGGCGAAGAAAAAGUACAUGUAG